AUGACUUCGCCGCUCCCCCUUUCCGUUUCGCCGCUCGACCAGGGUCACCCCCUCAUGAGCCCCGCUAUCAACAAGGCCGCCCACCGCCAGGAACUGCCCCUAGAAUCCGAGGAUGACGAGACUAAAGGCGUUGAAGCAGAGCUUCCCGGUACCAUUCCUUCUUCGCAACAGCAGAAUGCAUACGAUCAGACAACCUUCGUCUACCCUACUGCGCCUCCGACCGCUGGCAACCUGCCCACCCCAGCCCCGCCACACUUUUAUCACCCUUACCGAGUCCCCCAGUCCCACCCAUCUCAGUCCCCUCCUACUCCCAUGACCACCAUGAUGACCACCUCCCCCGCUACCAGUAUGAUUGUAACGCCGCCAAGCUCGGCGAGCUCGUACAUCCAGCAGCUCCCGAUCAACAACUAUUCCCCGCAGACCAUCUCUCCCGGCAUGAACGCGCUCAACCACCAAAUGCCCGACCUCUCCCAGUCAUCCAUGCCUUGGGGAUACACGCCCAACAUUGGCUACACGACGGUCCCUUUCCCGAACUCGAAUGGGUAUGCAUAUCCCGCCCACCCCCAGUUCCACAUGCCAAUCAAGGUGUAUAACAAGAAAGAAGCCAUAGGUAUGGGUAUGGGUGAAUCUGGAUCUCCCGACAAGGACGAUCACGAGGAAGAGCUCGUCGACAUGGAGGACCCCGACGACGCGGGCUGUCUUGGAUUCACCGCCAAUGAUGAAGACAGGAUCCUCCUCCCUGCCAAACGCGAGGACAUUCGCCGUGCACGUAUCGAGAGCGAGCAGCGUCGUCGUAAUGAAUUGCGCGAAGGGUUUGACCGUCUCCGUGAUGCGCUCCCUGCCUCGUCGCAGCGCACCUCCAAGUCUGCCAUUCUCGACCGCGCGGUGGCCCACAUUCAACAGGUGGAGGCGUCCAACCGGUUCAUGAGCGAGGCCUUCGAGGGCUUGCGCCGCGAGAUCGAUGAACUGCGCGUUCUCAACAACAAGCUAGUCACUGCCAUGACUCACGCACCGGGGAGUGCCGAGGCCAGCCCCAGAACCGCCAGCCUCAGCUGA
Molecule: messenger RNA, 1056 nt
Organism: Apiotrichum porosum
Lineage: Eukaryota; Fungi; Basidiomycota; Tremellomycetes; Trichosporonales; Trichosporonaceae
Exons: 5
Coding region: 1-1056 (351 amino acids)
Biological process (GO): regulation of transcription by RNA polymerase II
Molecular function (GO): DNA-binding transcription factor activity, RNA polymerase II-specific; protein dimerization activity; RNA polymerase II cis-regulatory region sequence-specific DNA binding
Source: RefSeq, a predicted model, not a curated record